Messenger RNA from Aspergillus melleus, 396 nucleotides. RefSeq lists its product as uncharacterized. The record is from RefSeq and is a predicted model, not a curated record. Bases 1 to 396 code for a protein of 131 amino acids. The transcript has 2 exons. NCBI's taxonomy places the organism in Eukaryota, Fungi, Ascomycota, Eurotiomycetes, Eurotiales, Aspergillaceae.
AUGGAAUAUGAAGUUACCCAGAAGCUGGACGGCCUUUUGGGGAGUAACCCUACGGUCGACAAGGCCCUCGAAGCGGGUCGCUCUCUAUCAGACAACGAGAUCAACGUGCUCGCCAACGGAUAUGAAGAGCACUAUUCACUGCGAACGGACCAGCAAAAGGAAGACUUCACGUCGGCGGCGGAGAUCAACGAGCGUCUCCUUGUCAUUCCAACAGAAGCUGGUGCUCAUCGACCAGAUCUACCAGAGGGCUUCACGGAUAACUUGGACAUAAUCACCGGACCAGCUAUUCCGGUGUCCGCAGCCGUUGCAGAUAUUUUUCGAACCAUCAUAAUCAGACUGGUUACAAUUGCUAUCUCGACAUCUUCAUCCCCAAACCCCAAGCAAUUCCAUGAUUAA